GGUCCUGAAGGGUUGCAUCAGGGUAGACAGGGGCCAGAUCCCCCCCCACCCCGCAGCAGUUUUGGAGAUGGUUUUCUACCCUCAUGAGCCCCGUCGCGAGCCCCUCUGAGCGCAGGAGUACCGGGGACGCCCCUAGGGUGCAGCGUCUGUGGCCCCGGGCUCGCGGUGUCUCGGGGACCCUGGGUUGGAAGUGGUUUCAGGCCAGAUAGGUUGUUGGGUUUUGCGUGUUUGGAGAGCGCAUCGCUAGGCAGCCCCAGGCUCCCCAGGUUGAAUGCCAGCGUGCCGCUUUGUUGAGAGGUGUGUCCACUCCCAGAGCCCAAGAAGGGCGCACUUUGACCUUUCUAAAGAGCCAUCCUGGGUUAGGGUCCGAACCAGGGGGAAGGGGCACAGGUACCCGGGGGCUCACUUCAAAACCAGUCUCCUUCCUCUGCCUGCUACUCCCCAACUGCUCAAGGAAAAGCUGCAUAGAAAAUCUAAUGGAUGAAGAUGAGAAAGAUAGAGCCAAGAGAGCUUCGAGAAACAAGUCUGAGAAGAAGCGACGGGACCAGUUCAAUGUGCUCAUCAAAGAACUCAGCUCCAUGCUGCCCGGGAACACACGCAAGAUGGACAAGACCACCGUGCUGGAGAAGGUCAUCGGCUUCCUACAGAAACACAACGAAGUCUCGGCACAAACGGAAAUCUGUGACAUUCAGCAAGACUGGAAGCCUUCGUUCCUUAGCAAUGAAGAAUUCACUCAGCUGAUGUUGGAGGCUUUGGACGGCUUCAUCAUCGCAGUGACGACAGAUGGCAGCAUCCUGUACGUCUCCGACAGCAUCACGCCGCUCCUCGGGCACCUGCCGUCGGACGUCAUGGACCAGAAUUUGUUGAAUUUCCUCCCGGAACAGGAGCAUUCUGAAGUUUAUAAAAUGCUCUCCUCUCCUAUGCUUCUGAACGAGGCCCCCUCCCCGGAGUUCCUAAAAUCUGACAACGAUUUAGAGUUUUAUUGCCACCUUCUCAGAGGCAGCUUGAACCCAAAGGAAUUUCCAACUUAUGAAUACAUAAAAUUUGUAGGAAAUUUUCGCUCUUACAACAAUGUGCCUAGCCCCUCUUGUAACGGCUUUGACAACACCCUGUCCAGACCCUGCCGGCUGCCACUGGGAGAGGAGGUCUGCUUCAUCGCCACCGUCCGGCUGGCAACGCCGCAGUUCUUAAAGGAAAUGUGCAUCAUCGAUGAACCUUUAGAGGAAUUCACUUCAAGGCAUAGCUUGGAAUGGAAAUUUUUAUUUCUGGAUCACAGAGCCCCUCCGAUCAUAGGAUACCUGCCCUUUGAAGUGCUCGGCACCUCGGGCUAUGACUACUACCACAUCGACGACCUGGAGCUCCUGGCCAAGUGCCACCAGCACUUGAUGCAGUUCGGCAAAGGAAAGUCGUGUUGCUACCGGUUCCUGACCAAAGGGCAGCAGUGGAUCUGGCUGCAGACCCACUACUACAUCACCUACCACCAGUGGAACUCCAAGCCCGAGUUCAUCGUGUGCACGCACUCGGUGGUCAGCAGUUACGCCGAUGUCCUCCUGGAAAGGAGACAGGACCUGGCCCUGGAAGACCCGCCGCCGCCGCCACCACCGCCGCCGCCAGAGGCCCUGCACCCCUCUGUGCUGAAGGACAAGGACUCCAGCCUGGACCCCCAGCCGCACUUUAACACGCUGGACACCAGCACCCCAGGCCUCAAUGCCAGCCCCUCACCAUCUGUGUCCUCCAGGAGCUCCCACAAGUCCACGAACAGGGCCGUGUCGGAACCUGCCUCCACUCCGACCAAGCUGAUGGCCGAGGCUAGCACCAAAGCUAUGCCCAGCUCGACCACCCUCCCCCAAGAAGCACCAGUGCCCGGGCUCAGCCAGGCAGCCACGAUGCCAGCACCUCUGUCUUCCCCCUCAUCCUGUGACCUCGGGCAGCAGCUCCUGCCUCAGACCAUCUUGCAGAGUCCACCUGCCCCCAUGGCACAGUUCUCUGCACAGCUCAGCAUGUUUCAGACCAUCAAGGACCAGCUGGAGCAGCGGACUCGGGUGCUGCAGGCCAACAUCCGGUGGCAGCAGGAAGAGCUCCACAAGAUCCAGGAGCAGCUGUGCCUGGUGCAGGACUCCAGCGUGCAGAUGUUCCUGCAGCAGCCAGCCAUCUCCCUGAGCUUCAGCAGUGCCCAGCGGCCCGAGGUGCAGCAGCAGCAGCAGCAGCAGCUGCCACAGCAGGUGGCUGCCGUGUCGCAGCCCCAGCUCGUGACCAGCCCACAGCUUCCAGGGCAGAUGGCCGCUGCCCAGGUCACCAGCCAGCACCUGCUCCGAGAGUCCAUCGUGAUUUCCAGCCAGGGUCCGAAGCCCAUGCGAAGCCCCCAGGUGGUGCAGGGGAGCAGCCGCCUGGCCGCCAGCCUGCCGCCCCCCUUCGGUAGCACCGCAGCACUGCUGCCCCCAGCUCUGAGUCUGGCUGCCCCCGUGCCCACCUCCCAGGAUGCCAGCCAGCCGGGCCCCGACUUCAGCCACGACCGGCAGCUCAGGCUGCUCCUGAGCCAGCCAAUCCAGCCCAUGAUGCCUGGGUCCUGUGACGCAAGGCCACCCGCAGAGGCCAGCAGGACGGGACAGCAUGUCAAGUUUGCACCGAGCCAGUCCGUGUUCCCAAGUCUGGACUCGCACCCGACCAGCAGCAGCACCACAACACCUGUCCUGCUGAUGGGGCAGGCAGUGCUACACCCCAGCUUCCCCGCCUCCCAGCCAGGCCCGCAGCAACAGCAGCCACCACCUCGCUACCUGCAGGCGCCGACCUCUUUGCACAGUGAGCAGCCAGACUCGCUGCUCCUCUCCACCUACGCCCAGCAGCCCGGGACCUUGAGCUAUGCCCCGCCGCCCGCCGUGCAGUCCCAGCCCACACGCCCACCCCGCAGGGUCAGCCGCGUGUCAGAGGCCUCGGGCCUGCAGCAGCCGCCUCGAUAGUGCCUGGUACUGGAGUCGGACAUGCUCAGCUUUAACCGAUGGACGCUGGGCGGCGACCAGAGCCAGGCAGAGCUGUGCGAGCCAAAGCCCUGCUUCCGGACACCGCGAGCGCCGCGAGGUUCUCGGGCGCCCUCUACAGCCAUACCGGAUGGAACCGUGUGCCCAAAUAGCGACAUGACUCAGUUUACCUGCGGAGAUAGCAGCCUGGUCAUCUCCUUGGAGAGUGCACUGGUUACUCCACAGAGUGGCCCUGUCCCCACGCCCCAGCUGGCCUUCAGUCUCAGUGGUCUUUCCUUUGCAUUGGAGAAGGACUGGGUCCAUGAUCUGUUGCAGAGAGAGAAUAAAAAGAUUAUUUUUCAUUAUUUUUAAAUGGUUGUUUUUGUUUUGCUUUAAUUUGCACAGCUGCACCGAGGAAGUAACUUAGGCACUUUCUGUUCUUAAAAAUAAUAAGGUCUCAUGCCUUUAUUGGGAGCCCACAGUGAUAAAAAUGGCCUGCCAAUCAGACAGCAAGGUUGCUUGUUCCUAACGGAGCCUUAGACCAUUCCCUCUGCAGCCCCCACCCCGAGGGACCGCACUCUCCAAAGCCCCGCCCCAGGACCCCUACACAUGACACUGGACAAUUUCCUGUUUACUUUGUUGACUGCAACCACAAAGGUGAACUCCAAGCAAAGCACAGUCUUGCAGCUAAUGCAAAAUUCUGUAGAGAACUCUUAAGAGGGAAGAGGUUUCCCAGGCCAGGCCCUCACCCCAGGGGUGCAGGACCGGAGCCCCCCUUAAGUGAAGAUGCUGCAUCUCUACUUAUUCUUCAUGAUGAUUCCAAGAAUUGGGUUUUUCCUUUUCAAAUGCACUUUGCUUUUUUUGUAUGUUUUGUUACGUUGGGAUGUUUCUAAAGGAAAGAUUUUUAUGUAAUUAUAAGAAGAAGUGAGCGAAUUGUACAGCUGUUGUAAUAAUGACCUAUUUCUAUAUAAAAUAAAAUUGUAUGGAUUAUGUGUAAAUUA
Cavia porcellus (domestic guinea pig) is the source of this 3955-nucleotide messenger RNA. RefSeq names its product neuronal PAS domain protein 2 (gene Npas2). Gene Ontology annotation, cellular component: cytoplasm; nucleus; CLOCK-BMAL transcription complex. The record is from RefSeq and is a predicted model, not a curated record. The transcript has 21 exons. Gene Ontology annotation, biological process: circadian regulation of gene expression; regulation of transcription by RNA polymerase II. Bases 477 to 2957 code for a protein of 826 amino acids. Gene Ontology annotation, molecular function: E-box binding; DNA-binding transcription factor activity, RNA polymerase II-specific; protein dimerization activity. Lineage: Eukaryota; Metazoa; Chordata; Mammalia; Rodentia; Caviidae.